Messenger RNA from Echinostoma caproni, 1122 nucleotides. The record is from the annotation of a GenBank genome assembly. NCBI's taxonomy places the organism in Eukaryota, Metazoa, Platyhelminthes, Trematoda, Plagiorchiida, Echinostomatidae.
AUGUUGUUUACUCUAGGCAGGUGUUUGCAAGCGUUGGACUUUUUGCACAAAAAUCAAGUCAUUCAUCGCGACAUCAAAUCAGAUAACAUCCUUCUGGGGCUGGAUGGAUCUGUGAAACUGACCGAUUUCGGAUUCUGUGCUCAGUUGAGCUCGGAGCAGACAAAACGUUCAACCAUGGUGGGUACUCCGUACUGGAUGGCCCCCGAGGUGGUAACACGGAAGCAAUACGGUCCGAAAGUGGAUAUUUGGUCUUUGGGUAUCAUGGCUAUUGAGAUGCUGGAUGGGGAACCGCCUUAUCUCAACGAGAACCCGGUUCGGGCUUUGUAUCUGAUUGGAACAAACGGGAAACCGGAAAUCAAGGAACGUGAUAAAUUAAGUCCGGAAUUUCAAGACUUUCUCGAUCGUUGCCUCGAGGUCAAGGUAGAGCAAAGAGCUUCCGCACAGGAAUUAUUGCAGACGCGUGCGAUGGCCGAAGUCGGUCGACGUGAUGCGGGUCUAGCCGAUCGAGCUCAGCUCCGUCAACCGAAUUUAUUCUCUUCGGGGGACGACUUUGAGUUGUUGGAAGUACGGAUGAGGAAUUAUCUACGCAUGCAGCCGACGAUGGAGUUGCAGUGGUUUAUUGUCGGAUAUUUGUCCGACAAUGCAGUAAGACGGUUCCUCAGCUGUCGCCUGCCCCCAGACACCGACCCCGAAACGGUAUGGAGCCGCUUAGGGCGGCUAUUCGGCGAUACUAAACCCACCGGCAUCUACUUUGGACGCUUCCUGGAGCGCAAGCAAACAGAGUCGGAGUCGGUGCAAGACUAUCUCGGAGAGCCAACGGAACUGGCACUACGACAGUUUCUGGGCGUUUCGGCGGAUGAGGUUGAAAAGAAGAUCCUGUAUCGAUUUCGCACUGGCAUCCACAGACCCGAGGCUCGGGUACAAUUAUUGCGUCGUCCACCGCCGACAUUAGACGAAACAGCGGAGAUAGCCACCAGUUUCGAAAUGGCUUCACAGGCGAGAACAUCCUGCAACGCACGUGUCAGUCCCGAUCCCAGGGGCCCCGCUCGUUCAGCUCGCGGUCGGGAGCGGAAAAGAAAUACCGCCCAGAAUUGUCCGUGCUGUACUCGGUCCAGUCGAUGA